This is a messenger RNA of Nerophis lumbriciformis (worm pipefish), 1254 nucleotides long. NCBI's taxonomy places the organism in Eukaryota, Metazoa, Chordata, Actinopteri, Syngnathiformes, Syngnathidae. The record is from RefSeq and is a predicted model, not a curated record.
AUGAGUUGGAGCUUUCUCACUCGUCUUCUGGAAGAGAUCCACAACCACUCCACCUUUGUGGGCAAAGUCUGGCUGACAGUGCUCAUUAUCUUCCGCAUUGUUCUUACAGCCGUCGGAGGGGAGUCCAUCUACUCAGACGAGCAAACCAAGUUCACAUGCAACACAAAGCAGCCGGGUUGUGACAAUGUGUGCUAUGAUGCCUUUGCACCCCUAUCGCAUGUGCGCUUCUGGGUCUUCCAGAUUAUAAUGAUCUCCACACCCUCCAUUAUGUACAUGGGCUAUGCAAUCCAUAAGAUUGCCCGCUCCUCAGAGCAUGAGCGGCGGAAGAACCACAGGAUCCGCAAAAAGCCACCUGCUUCCUCGAGAUGGAGGGGAAGCCACCAUCUGGAGGACGUCUUGGAGGGAGAGGAUGACGACGCUGAGCCAAUGAUCUACGAAGACACAAUGGAGGGUCCAGAGACCAAAGCCGAGCCGGUGAGCGGUAAUUGCAAAGACCAGUCAAAGCACGAUGGUCGCCGAAGAAUCCUGCAAGAGGGGCUGAUGCGGAUAUAUGUUCUCCAGCUGAUGUCGCGAGCCAUCUUUGAGAUCGCCUUCCUUGCCGGACAGUACCUUCUGUAUGGCUUUCAAGUUAGUCCUUCCUUUGUGUGCAACAGAGUGCCCUGUCCUCACCGAGUGGACUGUUUCAUCUCCAGGCCCACCGAAAAAACGAUCUUCCUUCUCAUCAUGUAUGUGGUAAGCUGCCUCUGCCUCAUCUUGAACGUGUGUGAGAUGCUUCACCUGGGAAUCGGUACUUUUCGAGACACGUUGCGCCUCAGGAGAAACCGUGGUCGUCGCGGUUUUGGCUACCCGUUCUCUCGCAAUAUUCCAGCCUCUCCGCCUGGGUACAACCUGGUGAUGAAGACGGAUAAACCAAGCAGGAUGCCCAACAGCCUCAUCACCACUCACGAGCAGAACAUGGCCAAUGUGGCUCAGGAACAGCAGUGCACCAGCCCGGACGAGAACAUCCCUUCUGACCUUGCAAGCCUUCACCGCCACUUGCGGGUUGCCCAGGAGCAAUUAGACAUGGCCUUUCAGACGUACCAAACGAAAAACCACCAACAGGCCUCAGGACCCAGUAGUCCUGUGUCCGGAACGACAAUGGCUGAGCAAAACCGAGUAAACACGGUACAGGAGAAGCAAGGCGCCAGGCCCAAGUUGGCCGGAGAGAAGGCUGCCACAAUUGUAAAAAACGGAAAAACUUCUGUUUGGAUCUAG